Molecule: messenger RNA, 4988 nt
Organism: Biomphalaria glabrata
Lineage: Eukaryota; Metazoa; Mollusca; Gastropoda; Planorbidae
Product: prestalk protein-like
Exons: 3
Coding region: 1-1530 (509 amino acids)
Source: RefSeq, a predicted model, not a curated record
AUGGUACCUAGGGUGAAAAAGGUGAUAGGCUCAGACAAUGUUCGGUGUUAUGAAGAGGUGAUAGGCUCAGACAAUGUUGGGUGUUGUGAAGAGGUGAUAGGCUCAGACAAUGUUGGGUGUUAUGAAGAGGUGAUAGGCUCAGACAAUGUUUGGUGUAAUGAAGAGGUGAUAGGCUCAGACAAUGUUCGGUGUUGUGAAGAGGUGAUAGUCUCAGACAAUGUUGGGUGUUAUGAAGAGGUGAUAGGCUCAGACAAUGUUUGGUGUAAUGAAGAGGUGAUAGGCUCAGACAAUGUUGGGUGUUGUGAAGAGGUGAUAGGCUCAGACAAUGUUGGGUGUUAUGAAGAGGUGAUAGGCUCAGACAAUGUUUGGUGUAAUGAAGAGGUGAUAGGCUCAGACAAUGUUCGGUGUUGUGAAGAGGUGAUAGUCUCAGACAAUGUUGGGUGUUAUGAAGAGGUGAUAGGCUCAGACAAUGUUGGGUGUUAUGAAGAGGUGAUAGGCUCAGACAAUGUUCGGUGUUGUGAAGAGGUGAUAGGCUCAGACAAUGUUCGGUGUUGUGAAGAGAUGAUAUGCUCAGACAAUGUUCGGUGUUGUGAAGAGGUGAUAGGCUCAGACAAUAAUCGGUGUUGUGAAGAGAUGAUAUGCUCAGACAAUGUUGGGUGUUAUGAAGAGGUGAUAGGCUCAGACAAUGUUCGGUGUUAUGAAGAGGUGAUAGGCUCAGACAAUGUUUGGUGUUAUGAAGAGGUGAUAGGCUCAGACAAUGUUCGGUGUUGUGAAGAGGUGAUAGGCUCAGACAAUGUUGGGUGUUAUGAAGAGGUGAUAGGCUCAGACAAUGUUGGGUGUUAUGAAGAGGUGAUAUGCUCAGACAAUGUUGGGUGUUAUGAUGAGGUGAUAGGCUCAGACAAUGUUCGGUGUUAUGAAGAGGUGAUAGGCUCAGACAAUGUUUGGUGUUAUGAAGAGGUGAUAGGCUCAGACAAUGUUGGGUGUUAUGAAGAGGUGAUAGGCUCAGACAAUGUUGGGUGUUAUGAAGAGGUGAUAGUCUCAGACAAUGUUCGGUGUUAUGAAGAGUUGAUAGGCUCAGACAAUGUUCGGUGUUGUGAAGAGGUGAUAGUCUCAGACAAUGUUGGGUGUUAUGAAGAGGUGAUAGGCUCAGACAAUGUUCGGUGUUGUGAAGAGGUGAUAGGCUCAGACAAUGUUCGGUGUUGUGAAGAGAUGAUAUGCUCAGACAAUGUUCGGUGUUGUGAAGAGGUGAUAGGCUCAGACAAUAAUCGGUGUUGUGAAGAGAUGAUAUGCUCAGACAAUGUUGGGUGUUAUGAAGAGGUGAUAGGCUCAGACAAUGUUGGGUGUUGUGAAGAGAUGAUAUGCUCAGACAAUGUUGGGUGUUAUGAAGAGGUGAUAGGCUCAGACAAUGUUCAGUGUUAUGAAAAGGUGAUAGGCUCAGACAAUGUUUGGUGUUAUGAAGAGGUGAUAGGCUCAGACAAUGUUCGGUGUUGUGAAGAGGUGAUAGGCUCAGACAAUGUUUUAGUGUUAUGAAGAGGUGAUAGGCUCAGACAAUGUUGGGUGUUAUGAAGAGGUGAUAUGCUCAGACAAUGUUGGGUGUUAUGAAGAGGUGAUAGUCUCAGACAAUGUUCGGUGUUAUGAAGAGGUGAUAGGCUCAGACAAUGUUUGGUGUUAUGAAGAGGUGAUAGGCUCAGACAAUGUUGGGUGUUAUGAAGAGGUGAUAGGCUCAGACAAUGUUGGGUGUUAUGAAGAGGUGAUAGUCUCAGACAAUGUUCGGUGUUAUGAAGAGGUGAUAGGCUCAGACAAUGUUUGGUGUUAUGAAGAGGUGAUAGGCUCAGACAAUGUUGGGUGUUAUGAAGAGGUGAUAGGCUCAGACAAUGUUGGGUGUUAUGAAGAGGUGAUAGUCUCAGACAAUGUUCGGUGUUAUGAAGAGUUGAUAGGCUCAGACAAUGUUCGGUGUUGUGAAGAGGUGAUAGUCUCAGACAAUGUUGGGUGUUAUGAAGAGGUGAUAGGCUCAGACAAUGUUCGGUGUUGUGAAGAGGUGAUAGGCUCAGACAAUGUUCGGUGUUGUGAAGAGAUGAUAUGCUCAGACAAUGUUCGGUGUUGUGAAGAGGUGAUAGGCUCAGACAAUAAUCGGUGUUGUGAAGAGAUGAUAUGCUCAGACAAUGUUGGGUGUUAUGAAGAGGUGAUAGGCUCAGACAAUGUUGGGUGUUGUGAAGAGAUGAUAUGCUCAGACAAUGUUGGGUGUUAUGAAGAGGUGAUAGGCUCAGACAAUGUUCAGUGUUAUGAAGAGGUGAUAGGCUCAGACAAUGUUUGGUGUUAUGAAGAGGUGAUAGGCUCAGACAAUGUUCGGUGUUGUGAAGAGGUGAUAGGCUCAAAUGUUUAUAAAAAUUGGUAAAAGUUGGAUUUGUGACUGAGUUGCAAAAGCCGCUACCUAACAAUGGGGCUCAAGCUCGAAUCCCGAUUAGGACCAGGAUUUUUUAAAAAUUGGGAUUUGACUUAAUUGUGUUUGCUGAGCGCUUAUAGGCAGCCUUCUCCCAGAUACACCAUCACCCACAUGUUCACAAAUGAGAUGGGCCCAAUGAGCAUUGAACAUGCCAUCAGGCAGGAGGCUAAACAAUAGGAAUAAAAGCAACAACUACAAAAUAUUAAUCCAGCCGUCUCACUUAACCACCUUUCUUUUAUCUUGUCUUCAAGUUUCCGAUCAUUGUGGCUGUCCGUGUGUAAAGAAGUUUUAGUGGUCAGGUCAAGGUGAGCUACUUCGAACCAUUUGAAGGUCUUUAGCGACUAUUGUCUAUGAUCUAUCCCCUUUAGACAUCUUUCAAAAUUUUUCUUUGCUCAGCUGAUGACGUCAUUAUCUUGUGAUGUCACGCAUUGUAAAACCAUAACGGCAUGAAUCGUUGUAUGCACGAAACAAAUUAGACACGUUCUAUUAUCUCCGUCUUUGUGGCAACAUAAUUAAUACCUAAAUUUUAAAACAUGUUUAGAAAAAAAACAACUUUUUUUCUUCGAAAAUAAGAAGCGCUCAGGGUGUGUCCGGGGGAGGGGAUUAUAGACCUACUAACGUGUCAAACUGAAAUUGUGACGUUUCGAAGUGAACCAUCUCGAUAUAUGAGGGUUGAAUCCGCCUCGAAAUUCUUUGAUGGUAUAUUUAUAGUCCUUUUUUUUUUUUUGAGUGCAUGCAUCACCGAACAUAUUCAGGUGCAAUAUGUGAAUGCGAUUUACUUCCUGGUCGAUUGUUGAAUAAAAUCAGCCUUCGUAAGCUUUAGCAAUGCAGUUAAUUCUAUCUAAGCAGUAAAUUGAAUGUUAGAUCUUUUCAGUGCUUUUACAUUUUAUAAGUAUUCCAGUUGCAUUGUAUUGUCUUUUUUUUAGGGGGUGGGGGUUGUUUGUUUUUAUAAGAGUGGGAUGUGUGGCUUAAUAGAAAAAUCUGCUUUGCUACCUAUGGAGGGUGCUCGAGUUCAAAUCCCCUCCUUCCGCUGGUUCACAAAAUAGAAAAGCCUCCUCAACCACUAGUGAGGUGUGUAUGAACAUUGAAUAUUGUAUAGUUAUCUAUUGUUCACACUUACUUUAAAGAGGCGACCUAUAAAGGGACAAAUUCAGCUUAUACCACCACAUUAGUCCUGUACUAUUUCUUGCCCUUGUUCGAGAUACCACACAAAAUAAUUAAUUCCCAAUAGUUAAUAACUUAUUGAUUUUUUUUUAAUUGAUUCUUGUUUUGUCAGGUAAAAUAAUAAUUGUGCAAAAUUUCAGCUUGAUCCGAGAUUGGGUGUCGGAGAAAUAACGUGUACAAACUUUUUACCAGACAGAGUAUAUAUUAGCUUUGUAAUAAAGUCAUUGCAAAAACAAGUUAUAGAUCCAAGUUUUCCGACAUCACGUGACAUCGAAUCUCGUGUCUCAGAAAUACGCUCCCCGAGAGCUGAGCAAAGGAAUCAGAAUUAGAAUUUUAUUUUAUUAUUUUCCUUCCAUCCAUUUAGAGACACUCAUUAUUACGAUUGAAUUAUCGUUUAAUAAAUCAUUUAACAAAUCAUGUCAAACUUGUGUAAAAAGUGCUAAAACAAAUAAUCUUUAGCCACAGAAACAGAUGACCUUUUCAUCAUCUGCCCCUAUAGAUCGCAAGGUCUGAAAGAGAAACUUUACUUUUAAAACAAAUACAUUGGUAUCGAAAGCACAUUUUUUUUUAAUUAUGCAAAAUAUAGACAUUCAUUUAUCCAUAUUCUAAUCUUAAGGCUAUACAUAGAUGUUCUGUUAAACUUCCAUGAUACUAUUUUUAGCUUAAUAAUGAUGAUAACAAUUUAAAGAACGAAAAGUUGAAAUGCCACAAACUGACUAAAAAGUUUUAAAGAAUAUUGUUUAAUGUGGUAUCUUUCAUGACCUCUGUGGGCCCCUAGUAGACAUGGGCCCGGGUGCAAAAAAAAAAUACCUUUCGCGCCGUGUUUGCUACGCCACUGUUAUAUUUACACAAGGCUCCGUACAUCUACUGUCUGUAUCAAAGGUCCGAUAGAAUCAUCAUUGUAUUAAGAUAAGUUGUCAGACAUCGUCGAACGUAAUAUGCUAUCAACCGCUUGACUACGUUACUUUGUAUUCACGUUCAGUUUAUCCUGCAGUUCUAGGUAAUAUCAAAUGUUGGGACACAAACAGAGUUGAGUUAAUAUAUUAUCUUAUAAACUACAGAAUUUACUUCGAGAGUGAAGAUAAUUACGUCCUUAGAGUAUCCAUGUUUCAUGUCAGUUAAUCAAAGACUUAAACUCUGCUGAAUCCUUGGUUUUCCUGGCUGAUUCAGGCAACCAGUUUCAAGGUUUAAUUACACUACGUAAGAAGUAGCGCUUGUAUGAAUUUGUCCUCUCAUAUGGAAUACGAAAUGUGCCUUUUUAAUCACGUUCUACAUCAAAUGAAAUGGGAGACCCACUAGCAACGUUUUAAAAGCAAUGCUUUUAUUCAAGACUGGUUUAAAAACAAUACUUCUGAAAUAAAGAAGGCUUAUGUAUGGAAAA